This is a messenger RNA of Talaromyces stipitatus ATCC 10500, 903 nucleotides long. RefSeq lists its product as uncharacterized. Gene Ontology annotation, cellular component: fungal-type vacuole. Bases 1 to 903 code for a protein of 300 amino acids. The record is from RefSeq and is a predicted model, not a curated record. The transcript is spliced from 2 exons. NCBI's taxonomy places the organism in Eukaryota, Fungi, Ascomycota, Eurotiomycetes, Eurotiales, Trichocomaceae.
AUGAAUAUUUUUCGCAAUCGAGGGGCUUCUCAGCCAUCUCCUCUUGUCCUCGUACUGAGUACAGUCACCGACACUUCGACAUCUUCAACCUCGACUACAUCGUCAACAUCCACAACAACAGGAACAAAUACAGCGACGACGACGUCGUCGACCUCGACAGGCACAGGCCUCCCACCAUUAAGUUCCACCACACUCACAAACAUCCCUACCGCAACCGUACCGCCAACCUCCAAUGCACCGUAUAUGCAAGAGUCCAAUCUACCCGAAGGCACCGUCUUCAUCGCCGUCGGAGCCGCACUAGGAUUCAUCGGAUUAUCAGUCUUGGUAUGGCGCGCAAUGGUUGCAUGGUCAAUCAACCGCUCCGUCCGACGAGCUGCCUACCAGCAAACAAAACCCGACGCCAAGGGCGCCGCCGUUCUACGACGAAGCAGUAGACGAAAAUCCCACCGUCGUUCCGGAGCCAGUGGUCGUCGUCGUUCAUCACGUCGCGGAACUCGUGGCACAUCGAUGAAUAUGGAGAAACUCUCAAGAUCCGAUCGACACAGUCACGUAUCAACCAAGACACCUGCCACGCAAAGCAGCCUGUUCUUUUCGCCAACGGCGGGCGCUGGAAGUCAUCAAUCUCUCAAUCGGACUUCGACGUAUUUACCAGCUGGAUAUUAUGCGGCUGGCAAUACUGCGAUGGGUAGUCAUAGUCAGGUCAAUCUUGGACGGAGCCCGCCGGGAACACCGACUUCACCUCCAAGUCGCGGCUUUGAUGCCCCCUUUAACCGGUCAUCGCAUCUGGGUGCAUCUACGAGUUCAUUGAAUCUGAAUGCGCCUCCUCAGGGUAGAGCGCCGAGUGCUUAUCUCGAGGAUCUAUUCGAUAGCCAUCCCCCCCAUACUCGCCCCAGCGGACCGUGA